GGGUAAAGCUCGUUGCAGACAUUCAACAGGUAGUAGACUCGCAAAGACAGGCGAGGAUCAGGACGCGUACUCGAGAGGGGGCAGCAAUACCUUGUUGCAUUGAGAAACAGUUUCUCUCUAAUAUCCAUCAGGAUGACGUCUAACGGCCACGUUAAUGAUGCAUAUGACGGUUUACCAGAAAAGGAAAGUGGAUACGCUAACGGUAUAGAUCCAAUUGACAACAAGGUGAUAGAGGUGGAGGAAGAGUAUGACAAAGAAAAGGAAAAGGAAGAAGAUCCAUGGAAGGUGACAACAAUUGAAGUGGAAGAAAAACCGUGGGCAGAGUUGAACUGCGCAGAGCUGAUUUUCCGACUGUGCAAGUAUAUACUUGGAGUCGCUCUCAUCCUGGGUUUCCUCUAUAUGUUCAUCUGUUCCUUGGACUUCCUCAGCUCGGCCUUCAAGCUCCUGGGAGGUAAGGCGGCAGGACAGGUGUUCCAGAACAAUGAAAUCCUUUCGAAUCCUGUGGCCGGGAUGAUGAUUGGCGUCCUUGUGACUGUCCUAGUGCAAAGCUCCUCCACGUCCACCUCCAUCAUCAUCAGCAUGGUCGGUGCCGACAUUCUGACAAUCCCCAUUGCCAUCCCUAUCAUCAUGGGGGCCAACAUUGGAACGUCUGUCACCAACACCAUAGUCGCAGUAGGACAGCUCAACAACAAGUCCGACUUCCGACGUGCCUUCGCCGGCGCCACCGUGCACGACAUGUUCAACUGGCUGACCGUUAUCAUCCUCCUGCCUCUGGAGGUCAUCACGGGCUAUUUAAGCAGGCUGAGUGGUCUCAUCGUGAACUCUAUCCCUGACCUGGCACCAGACAAGAGCGCAGACCGUGAUUUCCUGAAAAUCCUUACGAAGCCUUUCACCAAAAUGAUCAUUGAGGUCGACAAAAGUGCCAUUACUAAGAUUGCCACCAACACACACAAAGGCGAGUCUCUACUGAAGACGUGCUCUGAUAAAGUCACUCCAUGGACUUGCUGCUCCGACGAGCUCAAAGACAUGAACGUCCACAACAACGUAUCAUACUCCUUCACGAAACAGAUCCAGGUUUGCAGUGCCCUCAACUCCUGUGCCAAGAAACACACUUGCUCAGUCGAUUUCUGGAAGGAUGACACCUUCAGCUGCGACAACUUCGCCCUCAACAAUACAUGCUGCGAAACCUUCAGAACUGGGUAUACAUUUCCCAACACCAUCAAUGAUACUGUGAAGAACACCUUCUGUGGCGAACUUGUGGCCAACUGUCAGAACAAUUACCUUGUAACAAAAGACUGCAUGGAAUCAGCAUGGUCUAACAACACUGCCUUCUCCUGUGACACGUGGAUCGGCAUUGAGACAGAAUGCAUCAAACCUAAAACUCACCUGUUCAUGGGCCUGUAUGGGAAGAUUGAUGAUAUCUAUAUUGGAGCCAUCCUGUUGGUCAUAUCGCUGGCUGUGUUGUGUAUCUGUCUCGUCUGUAUUGUCAAGCUCCUCAACGCUCUGCUCAAGGGCCAGAUUGCACUCGUCAUCAAAAAGUUCGUCAACGCUGAUUUCCCUGGCAAAUGUUCGUAUUUCACUGGAUAUCUGGCUAUCUUACUAGGUGCUGGACUGACCAUUCUUGUCCAGAGCAGCUCCAUCUUCACCUCCACGCUAACACCCCUCGUGGGAAUCGGAGUGAUUGAGCUUGACCGUAUGUACCCUCUCACCCUGGGUGCCAACAUUGGAACCACGACUACCGGUAUUCUUUCAGCUCUUGCUCAAGACGGUUCCAAAAUCAGGGAUUCUCUCCAGGUUGCCCUCUGCCAUCUGUUUUUCAACAUCAGUGGUAUCCUGAUAUUCUACCCGUUUCCAUUCUUCCGCCCACCGAUUCCAAUGGCCAAGUUUUUGGGCACCGUCACCGCCAAGUACCGAUGGUUUGCAUUCGCAUACCUUGCCGCAAUGUUUUUCUUCUUACCAGCUGCUGUGUUCGGACUGUCCAUCCCUGGUUGGUACGUGCUUGCGGCCGUGCUCAUCCCUAUCGCCAUUGUCGUCAUCAUCAUCUGCAUCGUAAAAUUGAUACAGAGGAAGAGACCCACUUGUCUCCCUCCGAAGUUUCGGAAUUGGAAGUGGCUCCCUGAACCCAUGCGCUCUCUCCGCCCUUAUGAUAAUGUGAUGCAGAAGGUAUGCUGCCCCUGUCUGCUGACCGAUGAUCUAACGGAGGAAGAUGACGAUUCCAAGAAGCCCAUGUCCAAUGGGACAGCCGUUGUUAAGCAGCCAAGAGGGAAAAAUGUAGACACACGACUUUGAAUUUCCCAGAAUCAGUGUACAGUGUCUUUUUAAAAACUUUUAAAAACAAUCUCAAGAAAUAUUGUAUUUUACAUUACAAGUUGUUAAGCUAUUACUAUUAUUGCGUGCAGUAUGGUAUGUAUCAGUACAUCAAAUCAUAACACUUUGAGUACAUCGUAUUAUCAUAUAGAACGUAACAUUAUACUAGAUACUUGGUAUGAUAUUGCAAUACGGUAGCUUAGAAAGGUUAUCGUCUACCGUAGCUACAGGAGCUUCUUUCAGAUGUCGUAUAUCUUGCACAGAUCAAUGAAGACCUAGGGUUAGAAUUGGCAAUCCAUAUGAUUCUCAUAAGAGGCGACUAACGCUAUCGCUGAUUAAUGCACGUCUUCCAUCAGAAUUGCGUAGAUCGAUGCUCGUGAUGCCAGUCACUUGAUUGUCUGGUUCAGGUUCAAUUAUGUACAUACCAACGCCAUAUAGCUGGAAUCUGAGCGGCGUUAAACAACAACAGUAUAUGUUACAGUGUUCUGUUUCUUACAUACACCCUAACAUCGCACUAUUUGGUCACAGCCGCACAUUAACACAUGACACAUUAGUUAUGAAUGACUACUUGCUUCUUUAUACUCACCUUGUGUGACAAUCAUCAAGAAAGAUUCAGAUAUGUCUGAGGGACGAGAAUCUGUGGUAACUGAAGCCUGUUUAGUAAUAUAGAUGUGAACAAAAGUAGGGUACAUGAAACUGCAUGUUGGUUUAUCACCUUAAGAAACACCCAUCGUGACCGUGGCUUCAGUUUUCACCUGGGGAAGAUCAACUGAAUACAUUUUAAAGGGUAACUUUAAGGGUAAUAUUUAUGAUAACUUAAUAUAUUUGUUGUUAACGGUUCAGCCCAUAUGCUGAAAGAUUAAACUGAUAGGAAACCAGACAACAGUACUCCUCUUUGACAUUCAUUCUGAUCAUCAAUACUACGUGGUUUACCAUUGUACAUAAUUUACAAACUAUUUUUAUAUUUACGCAUAAGUGUUCAGACUCUGUGAUUAAGAGAAUGUUUGUCAUUUCUAAUGAAACUACCCUUAUGAUAUUUACAUAUCAUUCCAUCGUCAUAUGUUACAUCAUUUAGCAUGUGUAAUAUGUGAAAUAUAUUUUUCAUUUGUAUGUUAUUUGAUUAUUUGAUAUUUUACAUUAAAUAUUUUUACAAAUGGA
Molecule: messenger RNA, 3465 nt
Organism: Haliotis rubra (blacklip abalone)
Lineage: Eukaryota; Metazoa; Mollusca; Gastropoda; Lepetellida; Haliotidae
Product: sodium-dependent phosphate transport protein 2A-like
Biological process (GO): sodium-dependent phosphate transport
Cellular component (GO): membrane
Molecular function (GO): sodium:phosphate symporter activity
Source: RefSeq, a predicted model, not a curated record